Molecule: messenger RNA, 1170 nt
Organism: Lodderomyces orthopsilosis Co 90-125
Lineage: Eukaryota; Fungi; Ascomycota; Pichiomycetes; Serinales; Debaryomycetaceae
Gene: PDR16
Product: phosphatidylinositol transporter
Exons: 1
Coding region: 1-1170 (389 amino acids)
Molecular function (GO): phosphatidylinositol transfer activity
Source: RefSeq, a predicted model, not a curated record
AUGUUUAGUAAAUUAAAACUGAAGGUGUCUGGUUCAAAUUCAAAUACGCCAUCGACUUCGGAAACUUCAUCACUCAAAGCCACUUCGUCACCUGAAUCAUCAUCUAGUGCCACCACCAAUGGCACAUUAACUCCCAACAACAAUAGUGGUAAAUCAAAAUCAAAAGAUCUGGUCAAUCUUGGUCCACCACGAUAUAUACCUUUUGAAGCGCCAUCUUCAGAGUCACAUAUUCCUAAAGAACAUAAACUAACUGAUGAUGAAAAGGCAAAAUACAUUAAAGUAUUGAAACAUUUCCAAAAUCCUGAUUUAGUCAUUGCUGAUUCUGAAGAGCAGCACAAGCAUAAAAACACCUCUAAUGCAUCUGCAUUAUCAAUUGAUGAAAAAUCGUGGUUAACAAGGGAAUGUUUUUUGAGGUACUUGAGAGCGACUAAAUGGCACGUAGAUGAAGCUAUAGACCGAAUUGAAAUGACAUUGGCAUGGAGAAGAGAAUUUGGUAUUAAUCACAUUUUGGAAAAAGAUAAUGUUGUUAAUGGUGAAUUAACUAGUCCUGAAAAUGAAACUGGUAAAGAAGUAAUAUUGGGAUACGAUAAUGAUUCAAGACCUUGCUUAUAUUUGAAACCAGGUCGUCAAAAUACAAAGACCAGUCAACGCCAAGUACAACAUUUAGUUUACAUGUUGGAAAAAGUUAUUGAUUAUAUGCCAUCAGGACAAGAUUCAUUAGCUUUAUUAAUUGAUUUCAAAGCCCAUCCUGUGGGUACACAAGGUGGUAAAAUCCCACCUGUUGGAGUUGGAAGACAAGUUUUGCAUAUUUUACAAACCCAUUACCCUGAAAGGUUGGGUAAGGCUCUAUUAACAAAUAUUCCAUGGUUAGGAUGGACAUUUCUCAAGAUUAUUCACCCAUUUAUUGAUCCAUUAACAAGAGAAAAAUUGGUUUUUGAUCAACCAUUUGUCAACUAUGUUCCAAAAUCACAAUUGGAUAAAGAUUUUCUGGGUGAUGUCAAUUUUAUUUACGAACAUGAUAAAUAUUGGCCCAAAAUGAUUGAAAUUGCCGAAGUUAAAAAGCAAAAAUAUUUUGAACGAUUCGAAAAAUUUGGUGCUUGUGUUGGGUUAAGUGAAGUUGAUUUAAGAGGUGACAAUGAAGAAUUAGUACAUCCAGUGGAAGCUAUAUAG